CUACCUUAAUAUAGCAUAAAAUGGAUUAUACAAGUAUUAUAGUGUCGUUAAGCUGUAUUUGUGUUAUUGUAUCUAAGGAUAUAGACCGUCAUCCGAAUUGGAAAUUGCUUCCUAAAGAGUGUGGUCGAGCCAGAGAAACCCAAUUUAGGAUUUUCGGUGGGCAGGAGGCAGAGCUUGGGCAAUUUCCAUGGUUGGUACGAAUAAAAGCUUACUCAGGAUCAUUGGGUGGUUAUAACUGUGGUGGAGGAUUGAUUAGUACUAGCCAUGUCUUAACCGCAGCACAUUGUGGUGAAAACGUAACGAUAAAAAGUGUUCGAAUUGGAGAGUAUGAUUUACGAACUUAUUUGGAUUGUGAUGAUUUUGGAUGUGCACCUCCCUAUCAAGACAUUGACAUUUUAUGGUAUAAAGGCCACCCAGACUGGAAUAUAAGAACCUUACAGAAUGAUGUCGCACUAAUCAAACUUAAAAACGAAGCUAUACUCAAUGCUUACGUACAGCCGUUGUGUCUACCUGGCCGCAACAAUUUUUUCAAAAGCUACUCCCUAAAUGGAGAUGUUCAAUUAGCAGGUUGGGGUCAUUCCGACGCAGCUCGACCAGGUGAAAAAAUACCGGAUAUAUUACAAUUUGUUAAUCUAAAAGUUCAGAAUUUAGAUUUUUGUAAAACGUAUUACAAGAGCAAGGAUACAGAACUUUUAAAUGAUCGUCAACUUUGUAUCGGCAUGAAAGAUGGACAUGACACUUGCGAUGGAGACAGUGGAGGACCUGUUAUGAAGGAACUAAAGGUGGACGAAAUUUACAGGUAUUACAUUAUGGGGGUAGUGUCUUACGGUUAUCCUAAUUGUGGUGAAGCUCCGGCCAUAUACACCAAUGUUAGAUAUUUCCUAAAUUGGAUUCUAGACACUUUGUAACAUCAAUUUUUUCUAGCGUGAAUUGUUUAUUAAUAUAAAUAAAAUCGUUAAAUUAUA
Messenger RNA from Diabrotica balteata, 965 nucleotides. The record is from the annotation of a GenBank genome assembly. NCBI's taxonomy places the organism in Eukaryota, Metazoa, Arthropoda, Insecta, Coleoptera, Chrysomelidae.